UUAUGGGUGUCAAAUUUCUUGAAUUUCUCAAGCCGUUUUGUGCUGUAAUCCCAGAAGUGGCAAAGCCAGAACGUAAAAUUCAAUUUCGCGAGAAAGUUCUGUGGACUGCGAUUACGCUUUUCAUCUUUUUGGUAUGUUGUCAAAUUCCUCUUUUUGGCAUAAUGUCAUCAGAUUCAGCUGAUCCAUUCUACUGGAUGAGAGUUAUCAUGGCCUCAAACAGAGGAACUUUGAUGGAACUUGGUAUCUCACCCAUUGUAACAUCUUCACUCAUCAUGCAACUUCUAGCGGGUGCUAAGGUUAUCGAAGUUGGCGACACACCGAAAGACCGAGCUCUGUUCAAUGGAGCUCAGAAGCUAUUUGGAAUGAUCAUCACAUUAGGUCAGGCUAUUGUGUACGUCAUGACUGGCAUGUACGGAGACCCCUACAGCAUCGGAGCAGGCGUCUGUCUGCUGAUCGUAAUUCAACUGUUCGUAUCUGGUCUCUUGGUCUUGCUGCUGGACGAACUUCUGCAAAAAGGAUACGGAUUGGGAUCAGGAAUCUCACUCUUCAUCGCGACCAAUAUCUGUGAAACAAUCGUAUGGAAGGCUUUCAGCCCCGCAACUAUCAAUACUGGACGAGGAACUGAGUUUGAGGGAGCAAUCAUCGCUCUUUUCCACUUACUGGCUACACGAAACGACAAAGUUCGAGCUCUGAGAGAGGCUUUCUACCGUCAGAACCUGCCAAAUUUGAUGAACCUGGUUGCAACUGUCUUCGUGUUUGCUGUCGUUAUCUACUUCCAGGGAUUCAGAGUUGACCUGCCAAUCAAGUCUGCCCGUUACCGAGGACAAAACUCUUCCUACCCAAUCAAGUUGUUCUACACUUCAAACAUCCCGAUCAUUCUGCAGAGUGCUUUGGUUUCCAACUUGUACUUCAUUUCUCAGAUGCUAUCGGUCCGUUUUGGAGGUAACUUCUUUGUUAAUCUUCUGGGAGCCUGGAGCGAGGGUGGAGCUGGUGGACCUAACAGAAGUUACCCUACCGGUGGCCUCUGCUACUACCUAUCACCUCCAGAAGAUCUGGAACAUAUGAUGGCCGACCCUAUCCAUGCCCUGCUGUAUAUCACGUUUAUGUUGGGAUCCUGUGCAUUCUUCUCUAAGACCUGGAUCGAUGUGUCUGGUUCUUCAGCCAAAGAUGUUGCCAAGCAACUGAAGGAGCAGUCGAUGGUGAUGAGAGGGUUCCGAGAGACCUCAAUGGUCAAGGAGCUGAACCGAUACAUUCCGACCGCAGCAGCAUUCGGAGGUCUGUGUAUUGGAGCUUUGUCUGUUAUGGCGGAUUUAAUGGGAGCGAUCGGAAGCGGAACCGGUAUCUUACUGGCGGUGACUAUCAUCUACCAGUACUUUGAGAUCUUCGUCAAGGAACAAGCGGAAGUGGGAAGCAUGGGGGCAUUGUUGUUCUAAUCAGAGCUAAAAGUGAUCUGUGUACAUAAAGUGCUUGCUACCUAAAUGUAAAUGCGACUAUCAUCACUUAGACGUACAUGUCUUCAAAAUCAUGACAGAGUUUGAUGUGAUGCACUUAACUUUAUUAUACUGUUGCUUUGUGUAUUCCUAGAAUCAAACGGCCAACAAUUUUUUUCUUAUUCAGUUCAUCGUAACCUUGAAUCAUCUGAUAAGUUUUGAAACUGUUUAAAUGUGUCAUAUUUUGUCGAUAUAGUAGAGUCAUGGCAGUUUUACUAUAAAGAAUUAUUAUUUAACUGAGGAUUAAUAGUUAUCGCAGAGAAGCUUUGCCAGACAAGACCGAUUUUAAUUUGCUCAGAUAGAUAAAUUUAGACUGAGUCGAAGCCUCCUGUCUUUCAUAUUUGUGCAUAUAUUUCAAUAUAAAUUAUUACAUUGAUAAUAACAAGAGCUAUAAAUUUAAUUUCCUUUAAAUCCAGUUUUCAUGCGUUCUUACUGCAACUGAAAUACAUUCGUCAUUUUUCUUUUAUCCAAUAUUUAAAUGAGCAAACAAUUCCCGAUGUUCCAUGCAUUAAAACGAUGGUUGAAAUAAAGAUGGCAAGUUUUACAUUGGACUUGUUUGACUCUUAAAACGCGUGUGUAAUAGAGCUAUAUGUUUGCACCAGCUGUUAUGCAGAAAUUGAUCAUGUUUGUGCAGUCUUUUCCUUCGUAGUUGGAGCACAUGUUCCUAGAUUCAAGUAUUGAAUGCGUGUUAUGAUGGCGGUUUGGCUUCCUAAUGGAUUGAUUAUGAUUAAGAUCUGACUGAGGCAUUGACGAUUCGAUGUGUAUGUUGAUGUUAUGUAGUUAUAUAUAUUCCAAAUAUCAUGGUGGGUGUUUUAAUAAAGCUAUUUGAGCAUUC
This is a messenger RNA of Symsagittifera roscoffensis, 2325 nucleotides long. Its product is annotated as protein transport protein Sec61 subunit alpha-like 1. Gene Ontology annotation, molecular function: transmembrane protein transporter activity; ribosome binding; signal sequence receptor activity. Gene Ontology annotation, biological process: post-translational protein targeting to membrane, translocation; SRP-dependent cotranslational protein targeting to membrane, translocation. Gene Ontology annotation, cellular component: membrane; Sec61 translocon complex. Bases 3 to 1433 code for a protein of 476 amino acids. The record is from RefSeq and is a predicted model, not a curated record. The transcript has a single exon. NCBI's taxonomy places the organism in Eukaryota, Metazoa, Xenacoelomorpha, Acoela, Convolutidae.